Messenger RNA from Rosa chinensis, 1945 nucleotides. Its product is annotated as NADH dehydrogenase [ubiquinone] flavoprotein 1, mitochondrial. Gene Ontology annotation, molecular function: 4 iron, 4 sulfur cluster binding; FMN binding; NADH dehydrogenase (ubiquinone) activity. NCBI's taxonomy places the organism in Eukaryota, Viridiplantae, Streptophyta, Magnoliopsida, Rosales, Rosaceae. Gene Ontology annotation, biological process: mitochondrial electron transport, NADH to ubiquinone. Bases 140 to 1600 code for a protein of 486 amino acids. The transcript is spliced from 2 exons. The record is from RefSeq and is a predicted model, not a curated record.
GUCCCAGAACCACACCAUAAUUUUUUGGGAUGGUCUAUUUUACAUUUUACAUAGGCAAAAGCUUCGCAACACUCUCCCACUUCUCUCAAAUCUUGUUCAUUAUCAGACGCAUCAGGGUUCGUCUGCUGCGAUUCAUGCCAUGGCACCCAUCAAGGGUAUUCUUAAUCUGCAGAGGGCAGUUUUAGCCCGACAUCAUGGUGAGAAGUGGGGCCUAGGGUAUAGGUUAUUGAGCACUCAGGCUGCAUCAAGUUCUACUACUCCUCAACCUCCACCACCUCCCCCACCUCCAGAGAAAACCCAUUUUGGUGGCUUGAAAGAUGAAGACCGAAUUUUUACCAACUUAUAUGGAUUGCAUGACCCAUUUCUCAAAGGUGCCAUGAAGCGAGGUGACUGGCACAGAACCAAAGAUUUAGUUAUCAAAGGUUCUGAUUGGAUUGUUAAUGAAAUGAAGAAGUCUGGCCUCCGCGGACGUGGUGGUGCUGGUUUCCCAUCUGGCCUCAAAUGGUCGUUUAUGCCAAAGGUAUCCGAUGGUCGCCCUUCCUAUCUUGUUGUCAAUGCAGAUGAAAGUGAACCUGGAACCUGUAAGGACAGGGAAAUAAUGCGCCAUGAUCCACAUAAGCUUUUAGAGGGUUGCCUGAUUGCUGGCGUAGGGAUGAGGGCCAGUGCUGCUUAUAUCUAUAUAAGAGGUGAAUAUGUGAAUGAACGAUUGAACCUUGAAAAGGCCAGAAAAGAAGCUUAUGCAGCUGGGCUACUGGGCAAGAAUGCUUGUGGAUCUGGUUAUGACUUUGAUGUUCAUAUCCAUUAUGGUGCUGGUGCUUAUAUUUGUGGUGAAGAAACUGCACUUCUGGAGAGCCUUGAAGGCAAACAGGGAAAGCCAAGAUUGAAGCCUCCUUUCCCUGCUAAUGCAGGAUUAUAUGGCUGUCCCACUACUGUUACAAAUGUGGAGACGGUGGCUGUUUCUCCCACCAUUUUAAGGCGUGGACCAGAGUGGUUUUCCAGUUUUGGGAGGAAGAACAAUGCAGGGACGAAAUUGUUUUGUAUCUCAGGACAUGUUAACAAGCCUUGCACUGUUGAAGAGGAGAUGAGUAUACCCUUGAAAGAAUUAUUAGAGAGGCACUGUGGAGGCGUGAGGGGUGGAUGGGAUAACUUACUUGCAGUAAUUCCAGGUGGUUCAUCUGUUCCAUUGCUUACCAAGGACAUAUGUAAUGAUGUAUUGAUGGAUUUUGAUGCACUGAAGGCUGUCCAAUCUGGGUUGGGGACUGCUGCUGUUAUUGUGAUGGAUAAAUCAACUGACAUUGUGGAUGCAAUUGCACGACUUUCUUACUUCUACAAGCAUGAGAGCUGUGGGCAGUGCACACCGUGCAGAGAGGGGACUGGAUGGCUUUGGAUGAUCAUGGAAAGAAUGAAAGUUGGGAAUGCAAAGUUGGAAGAGAUUGACAUGCUUCAGGAGGUGACCAAGCAGAUUGAGGGGCACACGAUCUGUGCUUUGGGUGAUGCUGCUGCUUGGCCUGUGCAAGGUCUGAUAAGGCAUUUCAGGCCAGAGAUGGAGAGGAGGAUCAGGGAGCGUGCUGAGAGGGAGCUGCUGGAGGCAGCUGCCUAGAUGUCUUUCACAGGUUGAGUCUUGCCUCAGUUCUAGUAUGCAUUCAUUUCUUCAUUUGACUUCUAAAAAUAAGAAACAAAGGAGAAAAACAAUACAAGCAACUUCAACUUGGGUACUUUGAAUUUGUUUGUUGUUAUUUUGUUGUAACACCAACUAUCAGGUGGCCUGAUCUGGUUGGAUGAAUCUAUACAUGGGUUUUCUUGGACUCAAGUAAAAAGUACAUUUUCUUAGAAUGUUGCAAGGCUUACCCAGGUUGAUGGUGUGGGCUUAUCUUAUGUGUUGAUAUUUAGCAAUAAGAUUAGUGACUAAAGUGACUUAAGAUGGUCAUUAUUUUUGGUUGUUGCA